CACUUCUACAACUUCACUUUUAUUUCUCAUUUCUUUCCUCUCCGGUUCUCUUCCAAUAUGCCCUUCUUCCCCAACUUCAAUAUUGUCACACCCCAAAACCCGAAUUCGAGGCACGACAGACGCCGUGCACUCGUGAACGGGUCCCACGAAUGCACAAGAUUCAAAACUUAUCCAAUUCACAUCUGACAAUCCCAUAACUCAGAUCAGAUAUUUCAAAAUUAAUUCUUUGUCCAAUAUGACUUAACUCAAAAUCUCCAGAUCAAAUCUCUUAUAACUAACAAUCCACUAAAUGAAUUUAUACGAUCUCCAAUUACAAUCUAGUUUGCAAUAUCGUCAUUUACAUCUAAAAUCCAUAUUCAAUUACAAGAUGGCUAGCCUUCUAACUCGUCACUCCUCUUGGUUUCCCCGUCCUCGGUUUUCCUUCC
Molecule: messenger RNA, 425 nt
Organism: Rubroshorea leprosula
Lineage: Eukaryota; Viridiplantae; Streptophyta; Magnoliopsida; Malvales; Dipterocarpaceae
Source: the annotation of a GenBank genome assembly